UUGACAGCUAACAAGCGCAGCGCAUUCACCACAACAGCCAGCUGAUUCCAACCAUCUAGCCAGCCACAGUGGCUUACGUUUUGGUUUUGCUUUCGGCAAUACUUUCCACUUCUCGACCUUAAUUUACACCGUAUGGUAAAGACAUUAAUACGACUAGUUCAUACAAGUAUGGCGGUUGUUCUAAAAAGCUUUAACGGCUUUUCGUCAGUGUAGUCGACCAACUGGCUAGCUGGGUAAAGUUGAUAGCACUGAUUAGCAUCAACGCUGGCUAGCUGAGUUACAGCGGAUUCCUACAAGCUGGCAUCAAAAAAACCUCACCGUCAGCCAUGGGGAUACUAUUCACGAAGCUAUGGAGGCUUUUUAAUCAUCAAGAGCACAAAGUUAUUAUUGUGGGGCUGGACAAUGCUGGCAAGACCACCAUUCUUUACCAGUUUUCAAUGAACGAGGUGGUACACACCUCUCCAACAAUUGGGAGCAACGUGGAAGAGAUUGUGGUAAACAACACCCAUUUCCUGAUGUGGGACAUUGGGGGCCAGGAGUCUCUUAGGUCAUCGUGGAAUACAUACUACACGAACACAGAGUUUGUUAUUGUUGUUGUAGACAGCACAGACAGAGAAAGGAUCUCAGUGACCAAAGAGGAGCUCUACAGAAUGCUAGCACAUGAAGAUUUAAGAAAGGCAGGGUUGUUGAUCUUUGCCAACAAGCAGGACGUGAAGGGUUGCAUGUCUGUGGCUGAGAUCUCCCAGAGCCUCCAGCUUACCUCUGUGAAAGACCACCAGUGGCACAUCCAGGCCUGCUGCGCCCUCACUGGGGAGGGGUUGUGCCAGGGUCUCGAGUGGAUGAUGUCACGGCUGCGUGUGAGAUGAUGACCUUGGACCUUGAUCCAGAGUGCGCCCUUUCUCUUUGUUUUCUCAGCCUCCAGACAUGAGCUUGAAACAAGUGUGAGGGGGUCGGGUCAGUUUGUGGAUGGCUGUUCUCCUCAUUCCUGUGAUGCUGACGUGGGCAGGCUGCUGCCGGGGACUUUAUAUUCUUCUGUGAUAAUUUAUUUUACAAAAGACGUCUACGAACAAAAAAAACGUGACCUUUCCAGAAGAACAUUGGACUACACAAGAGACUCAAAUUUAUUUAAACUGAUAUUUCUUGCACGGUUUUCUUUACAGCAUUACACAGAAGUCAGCAAAGUGUCUGACUUGGAACUGUACUUGGACUCCUUCUUCGGCUGUGUGUGAGUCUUGCCCACCGUGGCCUUGCAGUAUUGCCGGACUGGCUGUGGCGGUUUUUAAUGCCCCUCCCUGUGUGUACAGUCCAGUAUUCUCUUAACGUGGUGCCUGCAGCAGAAUGUUCAAGCUACGAUGGUUGAUGGUGACUGAAAGCUGCAGAAAGGGGGGCAAAAUCAUAAUAUGCCCCCUUCCCUUCAGUCUCUAUGAAUAAUCAGUGAAAUAAAAGUGUUUUUAUCUGUUUCAGGUGAA
Messenger RNA from Labrus mixtus (cuckoo wrasse), 1469 nucleotides. It is a transcript of the gene arl5a, whose product is annotated as ADP-ribosylation factor-like 5A. Lineage: Eukaryota; Metazoa; Chordata; Actinopteri; Labriformes; Labridae. Gene Ontology annotation, cellular component: trans-Golgi network; cytoplasm. The coding region runs from base 327 to 866 and encodes 179 amino acids. Gene Ontology annotation, biological process: protein localization to Golgi membrane; intracellular protein transport; vesicle-mediated transport. Gene Ontology annotation, molecular function: GTPase activity; GTP binding. The transcript has 6 exons. The record is from RefSeq and is a predicted model, not a curated record.